AUGUCACUGAACCAAGUCCGCGUUUCUACGCGGCACACGCUUAACUGCGCCAAUGACGCGUCAGUCGCCGCGCUCGAGUCCCCUUUCAGCCUAGGCCCGAUGGACUACACAGUGCCACCCAUGUUGACAAUCGAAGCCAUCCUCGUCUACCGAAAGCCAAAAAUACUGCCAGAAGAUAUUUUCCUUCCAGCUGGGCGCUUGAAGUUUGCUGCCUCCCACCUCUUGGAUUAUUACCCACAUUUGACUGGCCGUCUGCAGCAUAAUGCAAUCAGCCAAGCCCCAGAGAUUGAUAGCCUGGGCAGUGGCGCUGAGCUAUGGGAGGCGCAUUGCACUAGGAGACUCGAGAACAUUGCAAUUUCUGCUCUUUCAGCCCGUAUCUUGGUAUCCAAAUUGCCAGAUGAUGGGAAUGCCCUUCUCCCGAUUUUCCACCCAACAACGGGGGCUUUCUCCUGCAACCCCAUCUUUGCUAUCCAGCACACUCGAUUUGCCUGUGGAGGGGUCGCGUUGGGAAUUCGAGUCCAUCAUCUAGUCUGCGAUGCCAAUGGGUUCAUGCAGCUCGUGCGGGAUCUAGCAGAUAUCUAUAAGCAAUUGCGUGACUCAUCUCCGCCAACUCUUAUUUCUCCUCCAGAAAUUAUCUCACACUUCCGAGGAACGAACAGCCCAUCGGCUACCCAGAAGGAGAAGGCAUUGUUGUUCAACCCUCCGAGUUUCUACCUUGACAAACACACUACAAGCAUACCUGAGGCUCCAAGCCCUCCCAACGUGAUCGCCUGUUGUCUUCGCUUUCAAGGACAGGAUAUAAAUUCACUCACAAAUGCCGCAACCGACCCUGAGGCCCAGGGGCGGACCUUGUUCAGCGCCUUUGAGGUUAUCUCCGCCUAUCUCUACCAACGCAUCUAUCAAGCCAGAAUUCAAGCUUUACAUGUGAAGGGACUCAAACCAAACCCUGACUCAUUGCAUUCACUUCGUGGCUUUUGGUCAGCCGUGGACAUGCGCAACUACAAGGGUCUGAAGCUCCCUAUGCGAUACUUCCCGAAUGCCGUCUACUGCCCCUCGGCUUUUGCCUCACACGAAUUACUCACAAAUGGGGAGCUGUGGAAAGUUGCAGAAUUUGUUCAUGACACAAUUCAUUCGGUCAAAAUCAGUGAAGUCGAGCAGGAAUUUGAAUGGAUUACCGCACAGGCCAACAAGAGUUACAUCAAGGCCAAAAAUGUGGUGCCAAACGGCAGCCUCAUAGCUACCCAGUGGACUAAGGACAAGACAUACAUUGGGGUUGACUUUGAUGUUGCUCCUAAUGGCAAACGCAUUGCCCCGGCUCUGGUAUCCCCGGCAUUCACUGAAAGUCAUCGGGUGGAUGGGUACGCAGUUAUCAUGUCUACCGAGGAACAUUUGCGUCGAGGCCAAUGUGCUGCACGUUCUUUGAUCCAUGACAGUAUCCCAUGCGCUGUUGAUGUCAAUUUGGCUUUGGAUAUGUCGGUGUGGGAUGUCCUGAACAGUGACCCUGAUUUCCUGGCUCUCCAUUCCUAA
Penicillium vulpinum is the source of this 1527-nucleotide messenger RNA. Its product is annotated as Transferase. Gene Ontology annotation, molecular function: acyltransferase activity, transferring groups other than amino-acyl groups. Bases 1 to 1527 code for a protein of 508 amino acids. The record is from RefSeq and is a predicted model, not a curated record. NCBI's taxonomy places the organism in Eukaryota, Fungi, Ascomycota, Eurotiomycetes, Eurotiales, Aspergillaceae. The transcript has a single exon.